Carassius auratus (goldfish) is the source of this 3050-nucleotide messenger RNA. Its product is annotated as suppressor of tumorigenicity 14 protein homolog. Gene Ontology annotation, molecular function: serine-type endopeptidase activity; protein binding. The coding region runs from base 185 to 2710 and encodes 841 amino acids. NCBI's taxonomy places the organism in Eukaryota, Metazoa, Chordata, Actinopteri, Cypriniformes, Cyprinidae. The record is from RefSeq and is a predicted model, not a curated record. Gene Ontology annotation, biological process: proteolysis. The transcript is spliced from 19 exons.
AGCCCUCAGGUGAGAGAUGACAGAACGCCACGGGAUUUAAACCCUGAACAGACCGUCGAGAACUUUUCCAACUGGACUAUUUCAUCCAAACUGAAUUAAAUAAUCAGCGUCCGGAUUGACUGAUCGGAUACUCGGGCGUGUGAUUUUCUUCUAUUUCGUAGCGAAACGAGUUUCCUGAAAUAGCAUGACUUCUGCCGUGUAUGAACAUGGAGCGAACGGGCGUCAUGAGAAUGUCUCCUUCAUGACGAAUGAACAGAAGAUGGCACCAGCAAGGAGGGGGAGGAUUGCCGUGGGGGUCUUCAUUGCCCUGCUGGUAGUGGCGGCAGUGGUCGGAUUUCUUGUCUGGCUCUUCGUUGUCAGGACCAAAGAAUUGGAAAAAGAGUCCACCUCUUAUAAACACAGCUCGUCCACACUGGUUUACAGUGGGCAAAUGAAACUUCUCAGACCAGAGUACAGUCCAGUGUACAACAAUCCCGAAAGUGCAGAAUUCCAACAAGUGGCGAGGGGCUUGGAAGGAAUUAUGAACAAUACAUUCACCAGAGAUCCUCUCCUUUCUAAAUACUAUACCAAGUCUGUCAUCACUGCCUUCAGUGAAGGAACCAUAGCGUAUCAUUGGUCUCAAUUUGACAUUCCUGAGAAUGACCAAGAGAUUGUCCCGGAGCUGUCGGAGGAGCGCGUUGUCAGGGCUCUGACGAGGGGCAUCCGCCAGGAGGGCAGACAAGUCGGCAACAUUGCGGUCACUGACAUCGACAUCACUGCUUCAUCCACAGACCCUCGCAUGGCCAGGGACCCCAGAUCCAAGAAAUGCUUUUACAGUCUCAUGGCUGACACCACCAACAAAGAAUUUACAUCUCCGGAUCACCCUAAGAAAUACCCAGCUAAGUCCCGAUGCCAGUGGCAGAUCCGUGCUCCCAAAGGCUACGCCAUCAUUGUCAAGUUCAGCACCUUUCACAUAGAAGAUGACUGUGCCAAUGACUACGUGGCCAUCUACAACUCUCUCAGUCCUGACAGCACGUAUGCUAUCACAAAACAAUGUGGACUUCGACCCCCUACAAAUCCUCUCGAGGUAGUUUCUUCUGGUAACGUCAUGCUUGUCAACCUAAUCACUGAUGUGGCCCAGACACCUGGAUUCAGAGCGGUUUACACUGCCGUUCCCAUUAUUGCUGCUGGGAGCUGUGGAGCAUCUCUGACUGCUCUCACAGGAAACUUCACCUCUCCUCAUUUUCCUAGUUUCUAUCCUCCUUUGUUGGACUGCAGCUGGACCAUCAACGUUCCUACUGGCAGAAGGAUAAAGCUUGAUUUCAGUAUGUUCCGUGUGAAAGAGCCGAUGGUGGACACUAGCACCUGUCACAAAGACUACGUAGAAGUGCUGGGUAAAAAGUAUUGUGGAGAGAGACGUAGACUUGUUCUCUCUAGCAUCACUAAUUCCUUAGAAGUGAAGUUCCAUUCAGAUGAAUCCUACACUGAUAAGGGAUUCAGGAUCGCUUACACCGCCUAUGACCCUGGAAACCCUUGCCCUGGUCAGUUUGCAUGCACCUCAGGCUACUGCAUCAAAAAAGAGCUACAAUGUGACGGGUGGAAUGACUGCGAAGACAUGAGUGAUGAGAAAAACUGCAAGUGUGAUGACGAACAGUUCACCUGCAAAAAUGGCCUGUGUAGGCCUCAGUACUUUGUGUGUGACAGAGCGAAUGACUGUGGUGACAAUAGUGAUGAGGAAGAUUGCGAUUGUGGCAGAGGUCAGGAAAGGUGCGGAGACGGUGCCUGCAUCCCACAAGAAUUUAUAUGCGAUGGGAAAAAUGAUUGUGCUGAUGGCAGUGAUGAGGUCUCCUGUGCAGCAGCGGCUGGUAUCUGCAAUGAUUUCUCCUUCAAAUGUAAAAACAAGGACUGUGUAAACAAAGUGAACGCAGAGUGUGAUCGUGAAGCGGACUGCUCAGAUGGUUCGGAUGAACAGGGAUGUGACUGUGGAGUCCGGCCAUUCAAGCACAACCGUAUUGUGGGUGGGCAGAACGCAGAUGUGGGUGAAUGGCCAUGGCAGGUCAGUCUACAUUUCAAGAUUGAGGGACAUGUUUGCGGCGCCUCAAUCAUCUCUAACAAAUGGCUGCUGUGUGCUGCACACUGCUUCAUCCAGCCUGACCCAGCCUACAAAAUGACAUCCAACUGGCUGACAUACAGUGGUCUGCGGGACCAGAACAUCCAGGACGGCUUUGUUCAGAAACGCUCUUUGAAGAGCAUUAUCACCCAUCCAAACUACGACUCAAUGACCUACGAUUAUGACAUCUCACUGCUGGAACUGAGCGAUCCAUUGAACUUCACCAACACCGUGCAUCCCAUCUGCCUUCCGGCAUCCACCCACGUCUUCGCUGCUGGUAGUGGCUGCUUUGUUACGGGCUGGGGCACACUCCGAGAGGGAGGAAGUGUUGCACAAAUCUUGCAGAAAGCAGAAGUAAAGGUGAUUAAUGAUACAGUAUGCAACAUGGUGACCGAAGGUCAGUUGACCUCUAGAAUGAUGUGUAGUGGCUACCUCACUGGAGGUGUGGACGCUUGUCAGGGAGACUCCGGCGGUCCUCUUGUGUGUCGUUCCGAUGUAGGCAAAUGGUUCCAGGCUGGCAUUGUGAGCUGGGGAGAAGGCUGCGCUCGGCGGAACAAGCCUGGCGUCUACACGCGUGUCACCAAACUGCGGGAAUGGAUCCGUGAAAUUACAAACAUAUAGUGGAGCCUGGACCUGCAAUCAUACGACAACCAAAGCAGAAGAACACAUAUGUUGAGUGCCAUGAAUAUUCAGUACAGUAUGUGAGCCGCACUCACAAAAGCAAAAGUGAAUACAAAUUUGGUCGACAUCUGUUGUGAGAAAAAAAAAAAAAAAUCAUUUAAUUGUUUCAUAAUAGCAUUUUCAUUCAGUAUGACUAUUUGGUUGUUAUGGCUUAUGAAUGAUGUUUUUCAUAGAUGUAUCAAUCAAAAGUUGACUUCAGCUUUAGUCAACCAAAUAAAAUGGUUCAUAAAAUACAUGCAGAUACCACUAUAAUGACAGUAUAUAUCACUGUGAUGUACUG